This is a messenger RNA of Suillus discolor, 2130 nucleotides long. RefSeq lists its product as uncharacterized. Lineage: Eukaryota; Fungi; Basidiomycota; Agaricomycetes; Boletales; Suillaceae. The transcript has 11 exons. Gene Ontology annotation, molecular function: ATP binding; ATPase-coupled lipid transmembrane transporter activity; ATP hydrolysis activity. The record is from RefSeq and is a predicted model, not a curated record. Bases 1 to 2130 code for a protein of 709 amino acids. Gene Ontology annotation, biological process: transmembrane transport.
AUGCUCAACUUCCCUUGGGCUCGACGUAUCCUACCUCGAACUGGCACGCAGAAAGAGAGAACACCGUUUCUCGAACGAAGGAUUGGGGUAUGGCGCGUACUGAUCGCCGCUGACGAAUCAUCAUCAUUCAGGCUCCCCAAUCUUCAUUGGGGUCCUGUAUCGACAUACAUCCCCCUCUUGACUCGCGCAUACAAGGAUCUUUACUCUGUCAGUCCAAAGUUGUUUUGGCUCCUGGUGGUUAAAAAUCUCUGGUAUGCGAUCGAGGAUUCACUGUCCCUCUAUUUCUCAAACCGCCUUUUACUUCUCAUCCAACGCUCUGUUUUGGAAGGUAAGAUUCACACGAGCCUGGACAAAGAUCUAUGUAUAGCCAUCAUCGCUCGAGCGUCAUGCUCCGCGUUCAGCGGAUUUGUGCAGUGGACUUCCAAUGGUGUCAAGGAUCAAUACCGCGUGCUCGUCAGUUACCGAUUUCAAGAGUGGUUGCUGCGAGCAAAUCUUGCUCGUGACAUCGAGGCGUCCCAAGAUAAUGAGGCAGGUCUUACAGUCAACCCCAACCAAAUGUUUUACUCCCUUUUACGAUUACUCGACCUUGGAAAGCAGAUUAUUUCGUCUCUACUCCAAUUGCGAUUAUUGCUGCAUCUCCUAGGCUCCGAAUUUGCGAGUGCUGGACUUGCCUCGAUCGUAAUUUGUUUUUUGCCCAUGAUAUUGGAGAAUAUGUGGGGCAAUAAACCCUGGAGCAAAGCUUACGUGAAACAGGCAGUCAAUGACGACUACCUGCGGCAACAGGCCUUGACCUCACUUACGAAACAUACAUACAAAGCUGAGGUGAUGGGAGGCAAUUUAUCAGGUUAUCUUUUAAAUGGUCAGUACCAGAAGGUGCACGAUGCACUUAGUCACAUACCUAACGGGGAGGUCGAGGAUCUGUGGAAAAGAUCAACGACUGCUCUGCCUAGUAUGUUCUCGAACCUCUGCAAUGACGGACCCAUGCUCUAUAUUGGGCUGUUGGCUCUCAUGAAUCCAAGUCAGGUAUCUGUUGUUCAGCUAGCUAUGCUAGAACAAGCUGCCACACGUCUUCGAUACACGUUUACUUUCGCCAAGCACAUCAUUAACUUUUAUCCGACUGAAUUGGCCAACUUGAAUAAUUUUUACAGACUUCUCGAUCUUAAGAGCAAGAUGAAAGAUGGUUGUAUGCCGUAUUCACCGGCAGCUGGUUCUUUCGGGUCUCUCGUUAGAAGUUCGGUACGAAUCUCGAGUCUUUGCGCGGUUGCUCUUCUUCAUAUUUUCAUCGACAGAAACGUAUCGUUUAACUAUCCGGGCGCCAAGUCUGAAAGAGAUGCAUUGAAGGAUGUUUCUUUUUCGAUAAAAGCAGGUCAAUUGGUGGUCAUCGUCGGCGCAAACGGCUCAGGAAAAUCGACCAUACUCAAGCUCCUGACUCGCUACUACGACACUACCUCAGGCACUGUCUUGAUCGAUGGAAAUCCCAUCCAAGAUUAUCGAAUUGCAGACUUGCGGUCUGUGACAGCUAGUCUAACGCAGGAGCACACCUUAUUCCCUCUCUCUAUGAGCGAGAACAUCGGGAUCGGGUCGCCAUCAUCUGUGACAAAUCUUGACAAGAUUGCUCGAGCAGCGAAGUUAGCUGGUGCUCAGGACGUCAUCGAGAACUUCACCGAAGGAUAUGACACUGUUCUUGAACCUGUCAAGACUGCCCAAAUUAGCCGUACAGGGCGAGGGAACGAGGUCCUAAAAAAGGAGUACGAGAAGAUGGAGAAAAACAACAAACGUGUCUGGUGCGUCUCGUUCGCUAGGAUGGGCGGAGAGAAACAAAGACUAGUCGCCUCCCGCACGUUUAUGCGUAUGCUGUCCGAGGACAUCAAGUUUGUUAUAGUCGACGAGCCAAGCUCUGCUCUUGACCCAGGAGGCGAAUACGAACUAUUCAAGCAGCUGAGGGAGGCGCGCAAAGGAAGAACCAUGAUAUUCGUCACGCACCGUUUUGCACAUCUCACCAAGUUUGCUGAUCUCAUCUUGUGUAUGAAGGGAGGAAGUGUGAUUGAGAUGGGAACGCACCAGGAACUGUUGAACCAUCAGGGAGAGUAUGCUCACUUAUAUAAUGUCCAAGCGCAAGCUUUUACUUGA